AUGAGUUCGCCGACGGAUCACACGUGGGAUUUUGUUAUUGUCGGGGGGGGGCCGGCUGGUUGCGCCCUUGCCUCGAAUCUUGCUCGUUCCGCUAAACGCCCACGAGUCCUGCUGCUGGAAGCGGGUCCUCGAAACGAGGAUCUUUCUCUGCGCGUGGAUGGUCAGCGAUGGGCGACUUUCCUCCAGACUGAUAUGAAUUGGGGUUACAAGACAACACCCCAGGAACACUGCAAUGGGCGACAAAUUGAUUAUUCGCGCGGCAAGGUACUUGGAGGCAGCAGUGCCAUCAACUUCGGCGUCUACACAGUGGGCGCCCGGGAUGACUAUGAUCAAUGGGCCACGCUCGUUGGGGACGAGACCUUUGGUUGGGAGCGCAUGAAGGCACGGUUCUGCGGGCUGGAGACCUUCGACGGCACCAUUGUCGACCCCAAACAUGCCAAGUAUGCUGCUCCCCAGACGAUCCAUCAUGGAUCUACCGGUGGAUUGCGAGUGGGCUUUGCCCGUGAAUGGGAGCAGGAUCUUCCGCUUAUGCUGGACGUGUUCGAGCAGGCGGGUCUGGCUCGAAACCUGGAUCACAACUCGGGCGACCCGAUCGGCAUGGGCUUGAUCAUCAACUCAUCCCAUCAAGGCCGCCGAGUGACCGCGACGGAUCUUCUUGAGGGGGCGCCCGAUAACUUGACGGUUAUCACCGAAGCGCCCGUGCAACGAGUGAUUUUGGAGGGUCUCAAAGCUGUAGGCGUAGCAUCCAAUGGGAGACAGUAUUUGGCGUCCCGCGAAGUGAUCCUCACCGCAGGCUCGUUGGACACGCCGCGCAUCCUGAUGCAUUCCGGUCUCGGACCGGCCGAACAACUUCAACAAUUCCACAUUCCCGUGCGGAAGGACAUCUCCACCCUGGGCAAGGGUCUACGUGACCAUUUCUUCGCCCCGCUGUGCUUCAAACGCGACCCCGCGACCAACGACCGCAAUGCGUUCUUCGGCGACCCUGCGGCCAUGAAAAGCGCCAUGGCCCGGUGGAAUCAGGACGGCACGGGCCCUUGGGCGCGGCAUUCGUGUCAGAUUGCUGCCGGCUGGCUCAAGUCCGACCGGCUGAUGCGAACGAGGGAGUUCCAAGCUCUUCCGGCGGACGUGCAAGACUUUAUGCAACGUAAGACGGUGCCUCACUACGAGUUCCUCACGCACUUCCCUCUGCAUCUCGUGGCGCCGGAGUGGCCACCGGAUUACAGCUACAUCUGUAUGUUGGUGUUCUUAAUGAACGAGCAAUCCAGCGGUGAGGUCCGCCUGCAAUCCUCCGACCCCAACGUGCCGUUACUGUUUGACCCGAAAUUCCUGUCGCACGAGUUUGACCGCCGUGCGUGCAUCGAGAUCUUCCGACAUGCGUUGGAGGUGACGCGCCACCCGGCGUUCCAGAAGGACGUGGUUGAGACGGUGAUUGCGCCGGCGUCGGACUCAGACUCGGACAUUCUGGAGCAUUGGAAGAACACGUUGGGAUCGAGCUGGCACAUGACGGGAACGGCGAAGAUGGGCGGACGGGGGGAGAGGGACGCGGUGGUGGACAGUCACUUCCGACUGUUGGGGGUGGACAAUCUUCGGAUCGCGGAUAUGAGCGUGGUGCCUGUGUUGACCAACAACCACACGCAGGCGACUGCGUAUGUGACGGGGGCGACGUGCGGAGAUGUAUUGGUGGAGGAGUACAAUCUGAACCGGGAGGUAGCCAGACUGUAA
This is a messenger RNA of Aspergillus saccharolyticus JOP 1030-1, 1722 nucleotides long. RefSeq names its product GMC family oxidoreductase. Gene Ontology annotation, molecular function: flavin adenine dinucleotide binding; oxidoreductase activity, acting on CH-OH group of donors. Bases 1 to 1722 code for a protein of 573 amino acids. The transcript is spliced from 3 exons. The record is from RefSeq and is a predicted model, not a curated record. Lineage: Eukaryota; Fungi; Ascomycota; Eurotiomycetes; Eurotiales; Aspergillaceae.